This is a messenger RNA of Aspergillus steynii IBT 23096, 1837 nucleotides long. RefSeq names its product putative lysyl-tRNA synthetase. Gene Ontology annotation, biological process: mitochondrial lysyl-tRNA aminoacylation. The record is from RefSeq and is a predicted model, not a curated record. Gene Ontology annotation, molecular function: tRNA binding; lysine-tRNA ligase activity; ATP binding. The transcript has 5 exons. The coding region runs from base 56 to 1753 and encodes 565 amino acids. Lineage: Eukaryota; Fungi; Ascomycota; Eurotiomycetes; Eurotiales; Aspergillaceae. Gene Ontology annotation, cellular component: cytoplasm; mitochondrion.
CUUGUCGACGUAGUUUUCUCCAAUUCUCGUUGAUUUUACUUUCUCUCCCCCCAGAAUGCUUUCAAUCCGCUCUCGGUGGGCUUCACAGUUGAGCGGGGGGAGUCUUUGGUCCAGAUCAGGACCAUCUAUCUCCCUCAAGAUCCGGCGGGAUUUUCAUUUGAAUCAUAAGGUUGAUCAACCUAGAGCUCUCAAGAAUUCUUCGGUCAGCCUUCCUAGAGCUAGGAAUAGCAGCACUGCUGCCUCUCCAGAGAGAGCCUACCAAGUUAGACUGCAGGAGGUCCAAGAAGCCUGUCCCGAGCCAUACCCUCGUCUGGCAGCAGACCAGCGGUCAUUGAACUGCUCAGAUUUCACCACCCGAUACAGUCAUCUAGCCAAUAAUGAAACAGUAGAAAAUGACUCGGUCGUCGUUAAUGGUAGGGUACGUACCUCUAGACUUGCCGGAAGCAAAUUGAUCUUCUUCGAUCUCGUCCAAAAUGGCCAUAAAGUCCAAGCUAUGUGCAAUCUUCGCCUCUUAGAUGGAAUCACCCCGGCGGGAUUCAAAAAGCUCUACCGGCUCCUUCGCCGUGGUGAUGCUUUCUCUGUAACCGGUAAACCUCACCGUACUGGACGGGGCGAACUCACGGUCGUGGCCACUCAGCUGCCCCAGCUCUUGUCGCCUUGUCUGCACGAUGUGCCGUUAGACGCAAAGGAGCACGAAAACUCCCCAUAUCCACGCCAUGUUCAGUUCCUUGCCGAUCCGAGUGCUGCGGAUAUAAUCCGGGCUAGGUCGGCGAUUGUUCAGUAUCUCCGUCAAUUCUUUGUCGAUCGAUCUUUCAUGGAGGUCAAUACUCCGAUCGUUGGCUCUGUUGCCGGCGGAGCAAUCGCUCGCCCUUUCUACACCUCUGCGACGGAGUUCCCGGACCGUCAGCUGUCGCUGCGGAUUGCGCCGGAGCUGUGGCUGAAGCGGUUGGUGGUAGGCGGUUUUGACAGGGUGUUUGAAAUUGGCCCGUCCUUUCGCAAUGAAGGAAUCGACAAAACUCACAACCCCGAGUUCACGACGUGCGAGUUCUACCACGCAUACGCCAAUCUAGAGGACCUCAUGUCCAUCACCGAGAAUCUUCUCUCCGGCAUGGCGCAGCAUAUCCACAAAUUCAACGAGAACGCCACCCUCACACCCACCAAUGCGGAUUUCUCCACGCCUUUCCGCCGCAUCGAUUUCAUCACCGGCAUCGAAGAGAAGAUCAAUCGCAAGCUUCCAGACCUCACGUCCGCCGAUGCCUUCGAGCAAGUCAAGCAGCUCUUCCACGACCUAUCCCUGCCUCUUCCCGAGAAGCCCACACUCCCUCGACUCCUCGACGAGCUCUGCAGCACCUACGUCGAGCCCGAAUGUAUCAAUCCCACCUUCAUCAUCAACCCUCCCGAAUGUCUCUCUCCGCUAUCCAAGUCCUUCAUCCACCCCACCACCAACCAGCGCGUCGCCGCGCGCGGCGAGCUCUUCGUCGAAGGGAAGGAAGUAGUGAACACCUACGAGGAGGAGAACUCGCCGUUCGAGCAGAGGCGCAAGUUCGAAGACCAGGUCCGCUACAGCAAGGCCGCCAACGAAAAGGAGGAGAUCGACGAGAGCUAUCUGGAAGCUCUGGAAUGGGGUCUGCCGGCUACUGGGGGCUGGGGGUGCGGGAUCGAUCGUCUCUGCAUGCUCUUUACUGGUACGAAGAGAAUUGCAGACGUUUUGCCGUUUGGGACGCUGCGUGCUGUGACUCGUCGUCAGGAGUGAGGGUGCCUACCCUACUGUAAUGAUAUGGAUAGAUGGUGUGUAAGCUGUCUGUGUAUAAUAUUUGGGAUUUGUUUUUAGUGAUAC